Molecule: messenger RNA, 666 nt
Organism: Colletotrichum orchidophilum
Lineage: Eukaryota; Fungi; Ascomycota; Sordariomycetes; Glomerellales; Glomerellaceae
Product: cholera enterotoxin subunit A2
Exons: 4
Coding region: 1-666 (221 amino acids)
Molecular function (GO): toxin activity
Source: RefSeq, a predicted model, not a curated record
AUGGCUGGACAGCAACUUCUUGUGCUCGGGCUGACGGUCAUUGCACUUUGGGCCUUCCUUUUUUAUGGUCUCGACCUCUACCGUGCUGAUUCGAGACCGUAUUCCGACAUUCAAAUUUCCAAGGGAUUUUUACCCAAGGGCCAAUCUACCUUUGGUGUCGCCACUGCGGACACCAGCUUGUGGAUCCACGUCAAGGGAGCCAGCAAUGGCUUUAGCAAAGACAAGGAUGGUUACGUUUCCACAAACUCUGACCGAAACCUGGCCGAGUCCUGGAUCAACCUUUUCCUUCAUGGAAACGGUUACGAGGCCGAGUUCGCCGCUCUCGGUGGCAUCAAGGGCAGCCAGACCAUUGGCUGGGCCCCCGUCAGAAGCGGCGUCAGGAGAAAGGAGGAUCUGAACUAUCACGAACGUUCCGUCAGGGACCUCUUCCAGAUUGAGAAAAGCGCUUGCUGGGCGUUUAAGAGCAGCCUGGACUACGUCAAGGAGUACCUCGACUAUGUCGACGCCAUCUGCCAGCUUAUUCUGCUCGCUAAACAGACGUAUACUGAUACUCUCAAGCGAUACACAGCAAUGGUGUGGAAUACUAGCAAUUCAAUAUCAGACAGCCGUUUAGAAGUUGAUUCUUUGGAACGGAAUGGCACACAACAUAAUCAUGGCAAAGGGUAG